Megalobrama amblycephala (Wuchang bream) is the source of this 2913-nucleotide messenger RNA. It is a transcript of the gene pdzd7b, whose product is annotated as PDZ domain containing 7b. The record is from RefSeq and is a predicted model, not a curated record. Gene Ontology annotation, molecular function: protein binding. Gene Ontology annotation, cellular component: cilium; stereocilium tip; stereocilia ankle link complex. The coding region runs from base 160 to 2574 and encodes 804 amino acids. Lineage: Eukaryota; Metazoa; Chordata; Actinopteri; Cypriniformes; Xenocyprididae. Gene Ontology annotation, biological process: auditory receptor cell stereocilium organization; sensory perception of sound. The transcript has 17 exons.
CACAGAGCGGGUCAUGGCAGAGAACGCUUAACAGCCGCAGGAGUCAGAAAUUGCGAUGCUCGCGUCAGAAUGGAAACAGGUACAACUUAAACAGUGAUCUGAGAGAUCUCGGGCAUUCUGGGACGAGUUCACGGCCUCCGACAGGACUGAGACUCACAGAUGGAGGGUGAGAUGGUGAGGUUGACGGUCAUCAGGGGGGAUGACGGUCAGCUGGGCUUCAGCGUGCGAGGAGGAUCUGAACACGGACUCAGUGUCUUCAUCAGCAAAGUGCAGAAAAACAGCGCUGCAGAGCUGGCGGGUCUGUGUGUUGGUGAUAAGUUAGUGGAGGUGAACGGCGUGAGUCUGGAGAACGUCAGCAUGAGCAGCGCUGUGAAGGUGUUGUCGGGUCACGCUCGCCUCCGAUUGGUCGUCCAGCGCGUGGGCCGCGUGCCUGGCGUUCGCUACACUAAUGAGAAAACCACAUGGGUGGAUCUGAUCCAUCGGCGGAUGGUGGUUGAGGAAUCGGACGCUCCAGUCUCCGUGUACAGCUCAGACGGAGCGCUGUGUCGAACGGUUCACCUGCAUCUCUCGCACAACCAGCCCUGCCUGGGACUCAACAUCCGUGGAGGACGAGAAUACAACCUGGGCAUCUAUGUAUCAAAGCUGGAUCCUGGUGGUCUGGCAGAACAGGGCGGAGUUAAGAUGGGGGAUCAGAUCCUGUCAGCCAAUGGCGUGAGCUUUGAGAACAUCAACCAUUACAGAGCAGUAGAAGUGCUGAAGAGCCAACCUCAUGUUAUACUGACUAUUAAAGAAGCUGGCAGAUAUCCCGCCUACAAAGAAAUGGUGACAGAGUUCAGCUGGAUGAAUAAAUCGGGCAAUGGAACUGUCUGUUCAUCCUCACGCGGGUCUGAGUCUCACUCAUCCACCUCCUCGCUGUCCUCUGGAACGCCCCUCGGCUCAUUGAGCGGCCUCUCCCAAGCUACUCUGCCUGUUAGCUUGCCCUUAGGAGCCGAAAUGUGUGACGUCUGCGGCUCCACUGAGGCCCAGUUUCAUCAAGAUUCCACUGAUAACGAGGGCCAUUCAGAGCAGCUGCGGACGGUGAGCCGAGGACCCACAGAACUGCUGCAGGACUCCGUGAUCCGGAGCGAUGGAGAGGAUGAUGGGAGAGAGUCAGGAGGGAACAGAAGAGAAGGCCGGAAAACAUCCCUGCUCAUGGCUCUCAGCCGACCGAGUCCUCCGAUACGCCGAACACAAAGUCAUGUGACUGUGUCAGAAGAGGAAAAGAAACAGAAGAGAAAACAGACGGAAAGAGAAGAAGAGGGAAGCAGUCGGCUACAGCGUUCCAAAACUUUCUUCGGCCUUUUCCGAAAGAGAGAUUCCUCAAGAUCACGCUCCAGAUCCCCCUCCCGCUCAGAGUGCCAUCUGGGCAGGUAUAAUGGUGAUUUAUCUGAGCGGGACGCUCUGAAUCAGGUGCGAGAAAUGGCUGUCAGAUUGCUAGAGGAUGAAGAUGUGGUCAUACUCAUGGGAAUCUGUCAGAAGUAUUUGCAAGAACGAGGGCUUCAGACGCUCGUCCAGCCGCUUCUGGCCAUCCUGAACACGCCGGAGAAGCUGCUGCUGCUCCGAGAGAUCAGAACACUCGUGUCCUCCAGUGAUCUUCCGCUCUUCAACAGCACGGUGUCUCCGUUUGAAGAGGAAGCUUAUGAUAUUCUGAAGAGUCGCUCACGCAGAAGUUCUCCUCAGGCAGGCCACGCCCCCAGACGCCACCUCAUCACACCUGCACCAGAUGUGCAUGGUGGAUUUGAGCUGCAUGCUUCAAAAGACAAGGAGAGACACAGUCAGCUUCUAGAAGGCCUCGAGCAGCUUCGUUUGUCCUCCUAUCAAGACCAGAACGAGUCACUGCACAUGUCCGGAGCCUUCAGCCCAUUACUGGACGUUCCUGUGGACACUUACACUCAUUCAGACUCAUUAUCGUCCUCCAAGGCGCUCCUUCCCAACUGGCUACUGGCGGAGAAUGUGCGUUCAGACUCUUCCCAGACAUCAGACAACGGUUUCGCCCGUUCAGAUGACACAUGUGUUCAUUCACAAAGAGGAAGAGCUCCUGUCAAGAAUGGGCUUUCAAAGAGUAAAUCAGACGGAGCAGAUGUGCUGUUUACUGUAGUGGACGUUCCUCGCCACAAGAGGCCGCUGCUCUCACAGGUCUUUGGUUCCCUUAAGAAGUGCCAUAGUUCAACAGUGACGCCCGCAGGACAGUCUGUGCAACAACAGCUGCAUGAGACGCCUACAAAUGAGCCAGAGUUUGAGCUCACAACAGUCCACAUCAGCAAAACCAAGCAGUCUCUGGGGAUCAGUAUAUCCGGAGGAUCGGAGUCCAGGGUUCAGCCCAUGGUGAAGAUCGAGAGGAUUUUCCCAGGAGGAGCUGCAUCUACUAAUGAUGCUCUGCGGGCUGGUUUUGAGCUGGUGUCGGUGGACGGCGUCUCUCUGCAGGCUGUGACCCAUCAGGAUGCUGUGGAGAUCAUUCGGCAGGCCUUCAGUAACAAGAACAUCAACCCCAUGGAGCUUGUGGUCAAAGUUCCUAGAGAGCCCAGAGUCUCAUGACCAGACACGAUGCCUUACCGCUCGAAUCCAGAACAGGUGAAUCUGAAUUGAUAUAUGCAGCCCUGCUCUGAAUCUUCAACCUGCGAUCAUGAUUCACGGCCCAGUUUGUGUGGAUGUGUUUCUGUGCCGGGACACAGAGAUCCGGACAGCUGCGGGUCGCUCCCGGUGCCCGGCUGUGCCAAGCUUUUCACUGGGAACACUGGCAACAACAGACCUACUUUAGAAAUCACUGACAUUUAACCCACGAAAGCAGCAGAAGAGAAUCCUGAAAAGAUCAUAUUUGCUGAACCUGGUUAAAAUAACAGCAUACAGAUUUAAAAAUAAAUGAGUAAAUAAUCA